AACUUGCCAAACACAUAUAGUCUACGGCGUUGAUUUAAUCGUUUAGGUGAACAAGUUGGCGUCAGAGUUAACUUAUAGAUAGUUGUUCUGUUUACGUUAUCGAAUAACAACUGGAAAUUAAGGAAUAAACAUGAGUGAUGAUGAUCGAGAUAUUGAUAUAGAAAGUGAUGAAGGAGAUGACUCUGACUCUAGGCAGAGACAUUCCAAUAACACACAAUAUUAUUCUCAAGCUGAAAAACGUGCACACCAUAAUGCAUUAGAGCGUAAGAGAAGAGAUCAUAUCAAGGAUAGUUUUUCAAGCCUUAGGGAUUCUGUUCCUGCUUUACAAGGUGAAAAAGUUGCUAGCAGAGCGCAAAUACUUAAAAAAGCAGCCGAAUACAUACAAUUCAUGCGACGUAAAAAUUCUUCGCAUCAACAGGACAUUGAUGAUUUGAAAAGGCAAAACAGUCUAUUGGAAACUCAAAGUAAGAUUUGUGUCAUGUCAGUACGAACGCUAGAGAAAGCCAAAAUAACUGGAAACUUUGCGGCAGAAACAUGUGAGGUAUCUAAAUCUGAUUCGAUAGGAAUGAAUAGUUACAAUGAUUCUGAAUCUGAAUCUUCGGAUAGUGAAACAGGACGAGCGAUCCGUCAACCGAAGAAGUUAAAAGUCUCCGGUCUUCAUCAUUGACAAAAACUGAAAAAAGUGCAUAAGAAUUGAUUAUUCUAGAACUUCUUUUUUGAUAUAAUGCAAUCAUCUUACUACAAGAAAAAAUAUUUUAUGUAAAAUUACAAACUUAAAAUACCUAUUAACACUUUACCGACUGAUAGUCUAUUAAUCGGCUUUUUGUUGUCGACACUUACCGACGGGUAGCCCAUCACUCUCCCUGGCGAAAGAAUCUGCAGCUGGGCGAUCAGUCGGACGUGCAUAUGCUGUUACACAGCUAGUGGUCGGUAAAGUGUUAAAAUAAGUGAAUAAAUUUAAUUUAUACAAUAGUAUUUUACCUCUAUGUAAUAUAGUCAAUAAAUAUUUAUCCUUAAUACAUAGUAAUAAAAUGUAAUAAAAUAUAACAUUGUAAGGAAAAAGGAUGUUAUAAGGAUAGCGUGUUACGUUGCACGGACCAAUAUAUUAGAAAAAAAAAAAAUAUAUAUAUAUGUACCUGUAGGUAUAAUACACAAAUUAGGUAGAAAUAUAAUAAGGAAAAAAAUUUUAAAUAUAUGUAUCAUUAUGUUUCUUGUUUUAUCUUAUAUAACAUGAUGUUAUAAUAAAUAAUUUUUGAAAAUAUUUCCUCUGAUAUUAAAGUAUACAAAAAUAUAAGUUUACAAGUUAAUUUAAUAAAAUUAAUCAACAUCCAUUUUAAAUAAUAUUUGUACUUUCUAAGACGUUAUGAACUUUAUGUACAACGGACAAGUUUAUGGCAUUUAUGUAAACAAUUAUAUUAUUAGUUUACUUAUUUUCUCCCAUUAUUCUUCAUCGCAUCGUUGUUAUUGCAUAUCAUAAUUCCAAGAUCUUUUAUUACGUAAUUGCCAUAACAUUAUUAGAUUCUCGCCUAUCCCGUGCACGGCGAUUUUGAAACCAGAUUUUUACCUGUAAAUUUAUGAUAAAAUAAAAUCAUUUGAAAAAACAA
Polistes canadensis is the source of this 1604-nucleotide messenger RNA. RefSeq names its product protein max (gene Max). The coding region runs from base 131 to 667 and encodes 178 amino acids. The record is from RefSeq and is a predicted model, not a curated record. The transcript is spliced from 4 exons. NCBI's taxonomy places the organism in Eukaryota, Metazoa, Arthropoda, Insecta, Hymenoptera, Vespidae. Gene Ontology annotation, cellular component: RNA polymerase II transcription regulator complex. Gene Ontology annotation, biological process: positive regulation of transcription by RNA polymerase II. Gene Ontology annotation, molecular function: protein dimerization activity; DNA-binding transcription factor activity.